AUGACAAAAAAGUUGAAAAACGAUUUCCUAAAAGUAUUUAAAGGGGAAGACUUGAGGGAAGUUAUGAGAUUGUACAAAGAGAAAUGGAGAUUUCCAGCAUGUGCAGGUGCUAUCGAUGGUACCCAUAUUUCCAUUCAAGCUCCCCUGGAAAACCGUACUGAUUACAUAAACAGGAAAUCUUAUCACAGUAUAGUGAUGCAGGCACUGGUGGAUUCAAAGUAUUUAUUUCGAGAUGUCAUCAUUGGUUGACCAGGCAGUGUCCAUGAUGCCCGAGUGCUGUCCAACUCAGAGCUUUACAAUCGUGGAUGCAAUGGGCAACUUUUUGAUCCCAGCAUCAAAGAAUCAGUACUCGGUGUUGAUAUGGGCCCCUUGAUUCUUGGGGACCCAGCUUACCCGUUUUGGACUGGCUAA
Molecule: messenger RNA, 411 nt
Organism: Porites evermanni
Lineage: Eukaryota; Metazoa; Cnidaria; Anthozoa; Scleractinia; Poritidae
Source: the annotation of a GenBank genome assembly